Molecule: messenger RNA, 1823 nt
Organism: Psammomys obesus (fat sand rat)
Lineage: Eukaryota; Metazoa; Chordata; Mammalia; Rodentia; Muridae
Gene: Prrt1
Product: proline rich transmembrane protein 1
Exons: 4
Coding region: 75-995 (306 amino acids)
Cellular component (GO): membrane
Source: RefSeq, a predicted model, not a curated record
GACCCAGACUCCUGCGCCAGCAGCCAGGGGGCCCUGACUCCAGCUUCUGAGACCCUGUCCCAGCGAUUGCAGACAUGUCCUCGGAAAAGUCAGGCCUUCCAGACUCCGUUCCUCACACGUCCCCGCCGCCCUACAACGCCCCCCAGCCUCCGGCCGAGCCCCCCCUCCCGCCCCCACAGACGGCGCCCCCCUCACACCACCACCACCACCACCACCACCACCAGUCCGGCACGGCCACCCUCCCGCGCUUGGGGGCCGGGGGCCUGGCCUCCGCCGCGGCCAGCGCGCAGCGCGGGGCCUCGUCCUCCGCCACGCUCCCGCGGCCCCCUCACCACGCCCCGCCCGGCCCCGCCGCCGGGGGUCCACCGCCCGGCUGUGCUACCUUACCCCGCAUGCCCCCCGACCCUUAUCUGCAGGAGACUCGCUUCGAGGGCCCACUUCCCCCGCCCCCGCCUGCGGCCGCCGCCCCACCCCCGCCAGCGCCAGCCCCGACGGCCCAAGCGCCGGGCUUCGUGGUGCCCACGCACGCGGGGGCGGUGGGCACGUUGCCGCUGGGGGGCUACGUGGCGCCGGGCUACCCGCUGCAGCUGCAGCCCUGCACUGCUUAUGUUCCGGUGUAUCCGGUGGGCACGCCCUACGCAGGCGGGCCCCCCGCGGGUCCCGGAGUGACGUCCACUCUGCCCCCGCCGCCGCAGGGUCCAGGACUGGCUCUGUUGGAGCCCAGGCGCCCGCCGCACGACUACAUGCCCAUCGCUGUGCUGACCACUAUCUGCUGCUUCUGGCCCACCGGCAUCAUCGCCAUCUUCAAGGCCGUGCAGGUGCGCACGGCCCUGGCCCGAGGAGACAUGGUGUCCGCUGAGAUCGCCUCCCGGGAGGCCCGGAAUUUCUCCUUCAUCUCUCUGGCCGUGGGCAUCGCGGCCAUGGUGCUCUGCACCAUCCUCACUGUAGUCAUAAUCAUCGCCGCUCAGCACCACGAAAACUACUGGGAUCCCUAAAAAGGCAGCCUCCCCGUGUCGGCCCCACGACGUGCUCCCCAACCUCCCAGGCGCCCCGCGCCUCCUCCUGAGGCGCCGCAGGACUCCCAGACAUCCACGCCCCGCCCCGCGGGACGUCUGGCCCAGCGAGUACGCUCAGUCCCUCAGGAACCCCUCCAAGCCCACAUCCCCAGCGGCACUGCAACCCGAGCCAAGCCCCGCGUCUCCGGUCGCCCCAGUUCCCCACCCCACCCCAGUGCAGCGCCAGGGGAGGAGCUCUCCUGCCCGCGGCUUCCCCGCGGGGAUUGUUCCCCAAACUCCGCCUCCUCUACGGGCUCCGCCCAACUCCCUCAGAACCCCGCCUCCAGGUCGGCAGGCUCCGCCUUCUUCUCUUCCUCGCGGGGUGAUUGGGUUUGGGGAUCCAGGCCCAGCCCACAGACGGACGGACUCCUCCUCCUACCCUCCCAAAACGGACUCCCCCCACCCCCAGAAGAACUACACCCCAGCUCUGGCUCGGAUUUUUGCCAGUUGCGGAUUUUUCUCGUUCUCCACCCGGGUCUCUGCCUAUUUUCUUGCUAAUUACAGAACUUCCCGUCGUGUUGCCUUUGGAGUGAAAUAUGGGAAGUUCCUGGUUUAGUACCCCUCGCCCUGGAAAGAGAACCAAGUCCCUGCAAUGUAAAUACCCUUUCCACCUGUGCCAAGCCCUGGGCAGGGAGGCAAAAGGGAAUCCGGAUACAGGAGGGAGCCAGCGCUCCCCCACCCCCGCUCCCUUCUGCCCUAGACUUGUUUUGAUCUGUGUGUGCGUGUGUGUGAACUUCCGAAAGACGGUAUUAAAGACAUUUUAGUGGA